AUGUCGAGCAUGCUGAGGACCGCCCUUGUUCGUGCUGGUCCUGCCUGCCGCAUUGGCAUCCUUCACUCUGGAUUGAGCCUAGCCCCUAAAUUAGGUCCUACGUUUGCAACAAGAGCGCUCAUUCAUAGUGGUCAGCCAAACAAUAACUCGUUGACAGGGAAGAAAAUCAAUGAAGAAUCGGUUACGGGAACGGAGGGCUUACAUUUCAGCAAUCCUUUCGCAGAAGAUUCGGCCGCAUCCAAGCAGGGUCUGACCGCUCCUGAUGUUAGCACAUCGCCACCCACUAUCGUCCGAGGCGAUUGGGUUUUAUUUCACCCUGUAUACUCCCAGGAGGAACUCAAAGCAGUCGAGGUUCUCCAAGCGGAAGCGAAAACAAUACCUGACAAAAUUGCAUAUUAUCUUGUCAAGUUCACAAGAUGGGGAUUUGACGUAGUGUCUGGUUACAAACACAAGCCGAUCCCCGCUGGUAGGGAGAUGUCGCUCGAAGAACUCAGGAAGGGCGGAUAUAUCCUGGAUGACAAGGCGUGGUUAAGUCGCAUCCUUUUCUUGGAGACAAUUGCCGGAGUACCCGGAAUGGUCGCGGCGAUGCUCCGCCAUCUUACCAGCUUGCGUCUCAUGCGUCGAGACUCUGGUUGGAUACAUACAUUACUGCAGGAAGCCGAGAAUGAAAGAAUGCAUUUAAUGACCUUUAUGACCUUGCGAAAACCUUCAUUAUUUUUCCGAGGCCUGAUUUUAGGGGCACAGGGCGUGUAUUUCAACUUGUUUUUACUUGGAGGAGGAGGCCGUCUUAACCUAAAGCACCAGCUACUAACCAAAUUCAGUACUCGUUGCAUUGAGGACAUGGAAUCUGGACGUCUACCUGAGUGGAAUAAUAUCCCUGCUCCGGAGAUUGCCAAGGACUAUUGGCGUCUAGGCCCUGAUGCCAAGCUACUUGACGUCAUUUUUGCCAACCUGAAUAUUGAGACUGACGUAAACCCUUUCGCCCUCCGAGAACCAGACAUGCAUGUCAAAGGACGAAAGCUUGGAUUCUCGAGGGAGGAAUCCGAACAGUACGUGCGGGAGUCACGCCAGAUACUUGAGGACGGUAAAACCAAGUCGAAGUAGUUGGCUGAGUAUAACUUCCGACCAGGCCACGGACCAUCACAUCAGCUAUAUGUUCAAACCUCACUCGAUUUGAUUACAUACAUUACAUGCUUAUAUACAUAGACGCCAAACCUCUGAGAAUAAUUAGACUAGUACUCAGAAAGCCAAGAAUUCCACACGUCCGCCAUGCGCACGAAUAUUUGCAAUUGCAACACACUCAUUCUCCUUGCAGACGUACCACUUUCGUAUCAAUACCCCCGCUUGUUACAAUCAUUCAAGACACCAAUUUUUAUAGGACUUAUGCCAGAGAAAGAUGCCUAGAAAAAAUACCUUCCAAACAGACGGGAUCUGAGCGAUAAAAUGUUUGGAAGAG
This is a messenger RNA of Suillus bovinus, 1456 nucleotides long. Its product is annotated as AOX, alternative oxidase mitochondrial precursor. Lineage: Eukaryota; Fungi; Basidiomycota; Agaricomycetes; Boletales; Suillaceae. The transcript is spliced from 11 exons. Bases 1 to 1104 code for a protein of 367 amino acids. Gene Ontology annotation, cellular component: mitochondrion. Gene Ontology annotation, biological process: alternative respiration. The record is from RefSeq and is a predicted model, not a curated record. Gene Ontology annotation, molecular function: alternative oxidase activity.